GAAGCUACCAAGAUCAACCUCUCCCUCUCCGCCCUCGGCAACGUCAUCUCGGCGCUGGUCGAUGGAAAAAGCACCCACAUCCCCUACAGGGACAGCAAGCUUACGAGAUUAUUGCAAGACUCUCUUGGCGGCAACUCGAAAACGGUGAUGGUGGCCUGUAUCGGGCCAGCCUCGUACAAUUUUGAAGAGUCGUUGGGAACAUUGAGAUACGCGAACAGGGCUAAAAACAUCAAGAACAAGCCGAAGAUCAAUGAAGAUCCGAAGGAUGCGUUGCUACGCGAAUUCCAGGAAGAAAUCAACCGUUUGCGAGCCAUGCUGGCAAAUCGGAAAAAGAAAGGCCGAGACGAGAUCCGCCAGGAAGAAAAGCAAAUGGCCGAAGAGCGCGAGGCGAUUGAGGACGAUCAUUCGAUGCGGGAAGAAGAAAAGCAGCGUCUACUCUCCGAAAUCGAGGAACGACGGCGACUCCUCGACCAGGAAAUCAGGCCCAAGCGGCUGUGGCGGCAAAAGAUUGUG
Messenger RNA from Mesorhabditis spiculigera, 513 nucleotides. The record is from the annotation of a GenBank genome assembly. Lineage: Eukaryota; Metazoa; Nematoda; Chromadorea; Rhabditida; Rhabditidae.